CAUUUGAUUAUUAUUUAACGUGACCAUUUAAAAUGUGACUGAUAACCAACGCUCAUCGCCCAUAUGAAGGGCAAUUUCUUCAGUAUUAACAGUGUUUGCUCUUAUUUAAAACCUAGACGUCAGUCCUCUUGUUGCCACGGUAACGGAACACACGACGUCUUUAACUCACCUAAAGGCGCAGGAUAUUCACUGAAUUAAUCCGGUGACGCGAUUAAAGUCGAACGUUUUUAUGACUUUCAUCGUGUAUAUAUUGCCUCUCAGGAGCUGACUUAGGAAAGGACUAAUUUGAGCAGACAACUGAGAUGGAGAGGACUGAUGGUUUUGGAGAGUACACGUUUCCAACAGGCACAAAAUACGAGGGCGAGAUGAAAGACGGAAUGUUUCAUGGGAAAGGGGUGCUCUUCUUUCCCAAUGGAAACAAAUAUGAAGCCAUUUGGGAAAAUGGCAUUGCCAAACAGGGAUCCUUCACAUACAAGGAUGGACUUCAGUACCAGAGCAAAGACUGGGACUAUUGUGUCGGUCAGGACAGGCGCUUCUACAGUGAGAGGUGCAACGGACUGCGGCCUGCAGGUAAAUCGCAGCUAACAGACCUGCAUCCUCCUCGUGUCAUCCCCGACGGAUGUUACGACUGUGGCGACGGUUUCUACGACCCCCUCACACGGGUCAUCACGUCUUACUCAGGAGGAUUUCUCAGGAAUGCCGGGCUGCUUGUCUUUCAGAUGUCGAUCCACUUGGUUUCCUCUUGUUUGUGUGUCGUGUGCUUGAUGGCCACUUGCUCCUGAUUUGAAGUCAAUGUCUUUUCUCAUUGGAGGUUUUGUUGGAGGUACAGGUUGUGUUGUGCUUCAUGUUAUCAUUACCUUUGUUUGCGAGUCUCAUGAAAUAUACAUUAAAUAUAUUAAUAAAUACACAGAAAUGAUGCAAUACAUCUGUAAUAAUAAUAAUAAUAACAAUAACUAUUGUUGUUGUUGUUGUUGUUGUUGUUGUUGUUAUUAUUAUUAUUAUUAUUAUUAUUAUUAUUAUUUUACUGUUAUUAUUAUUAUUAUUAUUAUUAUUAUUAUUAUUAUUAUUAUUAUUAUUAUUGUAUAAACAAUUUGGGUCUCAGCACUGAGCCAUGCGGCCUGGCACACGUUUACAUGACCAACAAGAAUACAGUGUAUUGUACUUCCAUGUAUCUGGCUUUGAAAGCGCUGCAUAUUAUAGGGUCAAAACAAAAACAAAAGCUUGCAUGCGAGCUGUUCAAGUCUCAUCAUGUCAAUUUCAUUUCUUUUUUAUUCAUCAGAAUGGUGAAUGAAGUGAUGAACCAUCUGCUGAUGAACAAACUAGGCGGUGGUUAGAAUUAGAUUUCAAAUCAAUGACACAAACAAUUCGCAGCAACAAAGGAGAAAGAAGGCAGAGACCGCACAGGACAUGCAACACAACACAUUUUUGGCAACUUCCAACUCUCUGUUUGGCAUCACUGAAGCUCCGUCAGAACAAUAGCAGCUGGCCUACCGUCAUAGAUGCCUAAAAUAUCACCGUUUCAUCUUUUAUCAUCACUGCCGACGAUUUAAUUGCUCAAUUUUCUGUAAUUACAGUUGUGUACUGGAUUUACCGCGAUUGAUGGAAUGUUUUCUUGUUACCUCGACACUGUGAUGUGUCACACCGGCAGCUGCCGCGCAAACAGCUUCAAAAACCUUCAGAAUCUUUAAGAUAGUUUCUGAAUAAAUCACCCUGGUUAGAAGAAAAUGCUGCUUUGCUUCUCCAGCUUUCCAGGUCCACUUCUUCAUGCACGCCGACGUGUCGCCGGAGGCCCAGGAAAUCAGAUCAGAUUCUUCAAAUGCAUUUUUAGGUCACAGAGCAUGCGCUUCCAUCUGUAGGAAAAUAAUUUUCUCAGAAAUAUUUGAUGAACUUCAGUAAAUGAAGCGUUAAAGCGCGACUGUUUCCUUGUCAUUAUACACCCAUGUAUUGUUCCAAUAAAGUGUCAAAGGUUACAAUCCCGGUUCUGUUGAUCCCCUGAAAUAUCAUACACUCACUGCAAACCCGGGAAAUGAAAAACAGUCCAUCAAAUGACGAUUGUGUCGACUUCACUGCUGAGGCUAAUGGAGGUCAACUGGGACGUUGAGGCCAUGAAUGGCUUAAAUAAUGACCUUUUUACUCUGGCAAACACUGGCGUGAAUGUUUGCAUGGCAGCUGUUGGCGGAGCCUGAUCAGUUCAAUUGACCUGCGGGUCUGAGCAGGUAGGAAGAAAGAGGGAAAAAGGGCCGUGUUUAACUUGAAGUGGCUGUUAGUUGGUGCCCAGCGCUGGCAAUUACACACAAUCAGUCAGGCGAAGCCGCAGGACCCGCACUUGCGCACAAAGGAGCGCCUGCGCCGCGCAACCUGGGGGAGAUCCCGCUCAAGUGCGUGCAGCUGCGCGUGCGGCACCAGAGCGAUGACUUCCCCUGCAAUUAGCUCCUCAUUUCGGCUUGAACAAUGAGCAACGGCUUUAUUAUCGGCGGCUCUGCGACUCCUUUGGAUGCAGAAAGUGUCAGUUCUUCUGCGGGGUUAGUAUUUACUGCCGUCUCGAGUGGCUGCCACAAGUUAUUUUCUCCUAAUUGUCAGGCUCUUUUUUAUUUGGAUUUGACAAAUUUAGCCGUCACGUGAAUGGCCCUUCAUAACCUUCGCCUUAAUUGUGGCGCUUUAUCGUUUUUGUGUCGCCGCCGUGCAUUUUUACGAUUCAAAGCAGACGUCUUCACCGUUGUUCCUGACGUUUCAGACGACGCUGAGCAUGACUGGAUCUUACGGACCUGUCGACUAGCGGACCUUCAUCCGGGGAAACGACCCAAACCUUCUUCCAGUCGACAAUAAAAGAAAAGUAACCUCAAUUAAACAUGUGAAAACAGACGGCUUGUGUUCAAUUAUUUUAUUUUUUUUGGGCGAAAAUUCAAUUUGUUGUAUUUAUUGAGCUAAACCAGAGGUGGGAAAUUAAAUUUCCUAAAGGGCCACAUUAGAAACUGUAACGGUUGUGAGGGGCCACCAUCAAAAGAAAGACAGCGAUGACUACAAAACAUGAUGGAAAAAUAUCCAAAAUAUAUGCAUAAGUAACAAGGACAAAAUGAACCUAAGACGAUUAAAUCUAUUAACAACCAUAAAUAUGCCAUGAAACUUACUGAAAUAUUUCAUUUUAUACGCACUUAAUUUGAAUAUAAAUCAGCUAUGGACUAGACUUUCAAGAUAAAAAGGCAAUUUAUUUCAAAAUAUAUUUUCAGCAUUACUUCGUAUUUUAUUUUGAGGAACAAGGAAAACACAAAAAUUGCCAAGGCCUCAAAGCAAAAACAUAUAUUUACUGCAGAAGUGGUGGUGGUGACUAAAAGAGAACAAACAAAAAAGUUUUGUCUGACAUCAAACGGGCCACAAAAAUACAGGCAUCCGGCCGCAUAUGGGCCCCAGGCCACACUUUACCUAGCUGUGAGCUAAACUAUAUGACUUCUUUUUUGUUUGUUUGUUUGUUUUCGUAAAAUGGUUGGUUGAGCACGUUUGUGUCAAGCAGCCAAUCUGGUUUCCUCGAGUGGUUUAUCGCCCCAUUUAUGCUCAACGUGACGUACAGACCCGGAUACGGACGGAGGCUUCUGUCCGUGCUCUGCUGUAUUUCUGCAUGUUUCCACCAAGCUUAUGAAUACGGACCAAACAGAGCAGUACCCCCCGAAAACCGUGGUGGUCAGUGUUUCUUUUACUAGCCCUAAUGACACACAAAGAAGACAUAGCAAUGGCGGAAGGCUGUCGCCUCCCUGAACGUAGCCUCCGUUUUGUCUUUUGUGCGAGGUGUACAUUACUCUGCACUCCCAUACAUUACAUUACUCCAUCCUUUGUGUGAAAUAGUGUCAGAAGUAGGAUAGCCCACCGAUCCCACCCAAAUAGUAGCCACUGUGACUGAUCAUAUCUGAAAGACCAACGUGUGUGUGACGGAUUCUAAAGACAGUGAAGCCAGUGACUGAUGGCAUUGCAUGAGUCAUACCAUGAAAAAUACCUGCUGUCUUGCUGACUUUUAUGACAAGUGCACCAUACAAAAAAAAAGACAAUGAAAAGGAGUGAAGAACAGUUCUGACCAUUUCUGGCCUUUAAUCCCACUUUUCUUACUUCAUAGCGCUGUGUUUGUGUAUAACUGUGUGUAAACUUGUGGAGACAUGUUUGUACUUUAAAAAAAAAAACAUUUCAUUGGAAUUCUUUUUUUCCUGUUUUUCCCAUCUUGUGUCAGAUUGAAUUACUAAAUUUUAUUCCUUUGCAUAGAGGGAGCGAGGGA
This is a messenger RNA of Synchiropus splendidus (mandarinfish), 4258 nucleotides long. It is a transcript of the gene morn5, whose product is annotated as MORN repeat containing 5. Lineage: Eukaryota; Metazoa; Chordata; Actinopteri; Syngnathiformes; Callionymidae. The record is from RefSeq and is a predicted model, not a curated record. The coding region runs from base 303 to 782 and encodes 159 amino acids. The transcript has 5 exons.